Penicillium olsonii is the source of this 1572-nucleotide messenger RNA. The record is from the annotation of a GenBank genome assembly. Lineage: Eukaryota; Fungi; Ascomycota; Eurotiomycetes; Eurotiales; Aspergillaceae.
AUGGUUGGAGUGGCGGGUAAGUCGAAAGGAUGCAAUACGUGUCGGAAGAGAAAGAUCGCAUGUGACCAGCAGAAGCCGGUCUGUGCAAAAUGCAUACGCUCGAACCGACAAUGUGGCGGGUACCAAAAAGAAACUGUGUUUGUUCUCGUUCAACCAGCAGCCGAAAGGAAACAUCAAUUUAUCAGAAGCACCUCUAUGUCUCCAUUCAGCUCACCUGGGGAUAGAGAUGUGGACUGGAAGAGCUCCAGUCCAGCUACUGUAGCUCUUAGCAAUGACUCCCCGCAUUCCUUCACGGAGACAAGCUUCGCCUAUGACUUGAUCCACAAGAGCAUGGAAUCGCACAACUUGUUUCAAGCCUUCAUUCUGAACUGCUUUCCAACCCAUUUAUUGCCGACCCCCCAGUGUUGGAUUCCCCUACUUGGGGAACUAUCCAGUCGAGUUGAAGCAUUGGAAAUGUCCACAGCAGCAAUCGCCGCCUCCGCGAUUGGGCGUAUGUUCCACGACGACAAUUUGAUAAAACAAGGCUUGACUUACUAUACGCGCGGACUCAAUCAGCUACAGAAGGCAUUACGAAACCCUGAUCUCAUGCGAGAAGACGGAACCCUGGCCGCAUGCAUGGCACUCAGUCUUUACGAGGCACUUGAAUGUCCCAAUUCCGGAUCCGAAGGUUACUUCAACCACUGUCAUGGCUUGGUUGCUUUGGUUAAAGCCCGAGGCCAGUAUCUGCAUUCCUCAAGUGUCGGACAUCGGUUAUUUCUCGGCGUUCGAGUCCCAGGAGUAAGUCUCAAUUCCCGGAAAUCUGGAACGUCACUGACCGGGCCAUUGAAGAUACUCUUUGCUUUGAAUCAUCAGCAGCCGAACAUACUACUGGAGUCAAGUUGGAUAGAACAACCCUGGACAGGAUUGACCAAGACGCCCCAUGACCGGGUCACAGAUUGCUUGGCUAAAGCCCCUGCGAUACUGGAACGCGUACGAUCAUUUAUGAACAUGAAUCCAAUACAACAGAUUGGUACCCUUCGUGAAAUUAUCGGUGAAUGUUGGCGCAUUGAUGAGCAGAUGGAUGAUAUUUACGACUGCAUGCGACUGUCCGCAGCAGGCGCGCUAUACUGGCCAGUGCCAUCGCAAACAGAUUACUCGACGCAUGCCGAGAGCUCUGAAAUCUUAUUUCCAGUCGUCUUUUGCUUUUUGAACGCCCAGACUGCUGCUACAUUGAUGCUAUUAUGGGCAACGCGGACAAUGUUAUGGUCAGGCCUCACAAACAUGUACCAGCAUCUACAAGCCAUUACAGCCGCUCAGCAGCUUGAUGUGACCCCAGAAGGCAACGAACUUCGAUCCAUUGAUCGUUGCGGGGAUUACCUUUCUGUGGCCGAUCAGGUCUGCCAAUCCGUGGAGUAUUUCCUGAGUGAUGAAAUGCUGCUAUCUGGACCUCUAUCUGUGAGUCCGGCACUGGGCAUUGUCGUAGACAGCCUACGGCAACGACCUGGGCAUACCCGAGAGAUCGCUUGGAUACAAGGUGCUCUGGAAUUCGCCCGGCAGAAGGGAUUGCGGGUACUGGAACAUGCGAAAAUAUGA